UUCUUUGUGUAUUUUUCUCUGCAAAGAUAGCACUACUUUCUUCACCAUUUGUUUACUUUUAAAAUUAGAUGAAUUUUAAGCACCGGUAGGACUUCUUUACGCAACAAACGAAGCGACAUUUUAGCGUAAUCCCCGCUAAGCCUCCUAUUUGAAGGACAACGCUAAACGUUUAAUAGAAAGAAAAAAAAUCAUUCGCGUCGAUGAGGUUUGGCGAUAUAGAAAGGAAAAUGGGAACCAAAUAAGGAUUUGUCCAAAUGAGUUGGAUGUAUGACGCAGAGGAAGUAUUUUACUUCAAAAAAAUCGCUACCUCCCACAAGAAAAUCCCAAAGAUAAUGGCGCUUAAUGGUUUCCUGGAGUUUUUCCAAAAGGAGAAGACUUUUCGACCCAAGAAAAAAUUUAGCCAAGGAACCAUCCGUUACUCGCUGCACAAACAAGCCCAUGCCAGUCUACAAUCAGGUAUUAAUUUAAAGGAUGUGGUCAAAUUACCAACGGGAGAAAAUAUGAACGACUGGCUAGCGGUACACGUAGUGGAUUUUUUCAAUAGGAUUAACUUGAUUUACGGCACAGUAUCGGAGUAUUGUAACGAAACCACCUGUCCGACGAUGAGUGGUGGCUCGAAGUACGAGUACCUAUGGGCGGACGGAGAAAUCUUCAAGAAACCCACGCAGCUUCCGGCCCCACGCUACAUUGCGUUGUUGAUGGAUUGGGUAGAGAACCAAAUCAACAACGAAGCCCUCUUCCCGGUGUCUACUGAUGUGCCAUUUCCGAAGUCAUUUCCAACUCUUUGCAAGAAGAUUUUGGCAAGAUUGUUCCGGGUUUUUGUGCACGUGUACAUUCAUCAUUUCGAUCGAAUCGUCAGUAUUGGUGCGGAAGCCCACGUAAACACAUGCUACAAGCAUUUUUACUACUUUAUUCAGGAGUUCGAUUUGAUGUCCGCCAAAGAGCUGGAGCCACUCUCUGUGAUGACUGCUCAGAUGUGUAAAGAUUAAAGACAGUUGAUGAUUAGAAUAGAUCCGAUAAAAAAAUUGUUCAAUUUGGAAUGAUUCGUUCGGUUGCUCGAUUGGUAGUCUAGAUUGUUUAUUUGCCUUGAAUAAAGAAGAAUUGGACUAGAA
Toxorhynchites rutilus septentrionalis is the source of this 1112-nucleotide messenger RNA. RefSeq names its product MOB kinase activator-like 3 (gene Mob3). Bases 255 to 989 code for a protein of 244 amino acids. Gene Ontology annotation, molecular function: protein kinase activator activity. The transcript is spliced from 3 exons. Gene Ontology annotation, cellular component: cytoplasm; nucleus. NCBI's taxonomy places the organism in Eukaryota, Metazoa, Arthropoda, Insecta, Diptera, Culicidae. The record is from RefSeq and is a predicted model, not a curated record. Gene Ontology annotation, biological process: positive regulation of protein phosphorylation; signal transduction.